Molecule: messenger RNA, 3311 nt
Organism: Phaeodactylum tricornutum CCAP 1055/1
Lineage: Eukaryota; Bacillariophyta; Bacillariophyceae; Surirellales; Neidiaceae
Exons: 5
Coding region: 45-3311 (1088 amino acids)
Source: RefSeq, a predicted model, not a curated record
CUUUCUUCCUUGGCUACGAUGUGUGAAGGAACCACAGAAAUAAAAUGAAAGUGACGACAAGACUGAUAGUCGGAAUUAUUACUGGAUCGACGGUAACAUGUGCGUUGCUACCCACAAGUCCAUUCUACCUCGUAUCCGAACGUUGGACUCCAUAUCUGAAGCAAAGUCGGCCGUAUUUGCUGGCUCCUGUGUUCGUGUCGUCUUCUCGGGGCCAAGAGGACACGAUCAACGUAGCCCCGAAUGGAACUCUCCAUCGCACUUCUUCUUCUCCACCUAGUACCACCGCUGUAAAACGCAAGUCUGGCUACCGAAAAUCGGCCUACUAUUUGUCUCGAGAUGAGGAUCGCUUGCAGCACAAUUUCAUUUCGUUCAUCGACCACUCGGUGGGUUCACCCUAUUCCCAAGUCGCGCGGCUCGUCGAGCCCCGCGUGUACGCCCGACCUGACCAGUUCCAACGAAAUAACACGUAUGUUUUGCCGACAAUCGAUGAUGUGGCGCCGCCGGCAUCGUUGUACGGACCAUGGGCCAGUGCCUUGGCAUGGAAUGGACUCUUAGCCCGGGGCAUUGUCGGAACUUUGGCCUAUCUUUGUUUUCCCGUGCUUAUCAGUUUUCUCCAAAUAGUGACGAAAAACAUGGACAACGAUGCGUUAGUGUCUUUGGUCAAUACCUUUCUACCAGGUGUGGCUAUUGUUUUAGGUACCUAUUUUUCGUUGACGUUGAGUAUCCUCUAUAAUCGGUUCUCUCAGAUUCAACAAACGGUCACGUCGGAGGCGAGUUUAUUGGCGUUAUGUUGCCGUAAUCUCUUGGACAUGUUGUGCAGCAAUGACAUUCGCAAGGAUUGCGAUAAGACUGCUGUCCAAGCCGCGCAGUGCAUUGCCGAUCAAGUGAGAACACUGGUGCGGGACAGUCGGGGCCGAGAAACCAUGAUGGUAAUUUACAGCGACCCCUAUACGCGCCUGUUGCAGAUUGUAGCUGAAUGUCGCAAUGAGGGGAUUAAAUUGGAUGAGGCCCUGGUAGCAAACGUCCGGAGCAACGUUGCCGAUUUAUGUAAACUCCGUGCACAUCGCAUUAGUUACGAAGGCCUCGCGUUGGCCCCAACGCACUUUGACGUCAUGACAUUUUUAUGCGGCUUGCUACUGACUGGUUACGCAUUGGGAACUUUAGCCACGGCAUGCCCGAACGAUGGCACUCCUGCUGGCUUGGCCCAAGUUUUGUUCAGCGCCCUCGUUGUCUGUUACGUGCUCUUUUACGAAAUGUGCUAUGAUUUGAACCGGCCGUUUGACGGGAUAUAUCAAUUGCGACGAUCAGGAGCCGCAAUGCACUUGUUACAGGUGAAGCUGAUGAUUGUCAAUCAUCCCGUUGUCGGCGAUGGCAGAGUUGAUUUUGAAGUGUUGGAGGAUGAAGACGAUUCGGACUUUCAACGCGAAUACGACGAACGGUUCUGCGCCCGACGCAAGGCGAAGAUUUGCGAAAUGCGAUCCAUAGUUUUUUUUGAAUUUGACCCUCGGGGGAAAUUGAAGGCGCCGAUGACGACAACCAAGAAACCCCAAAUUACAAACGCUAUAGUGUACAUGAACAUUCGUCUCGUAGUAAAAUCGAGCGUUAUCGACGUCCACAAGGAUCGAUUGACCGAAAAGCCCCUUAUUCAGAGUAUCAAGACUUCCCCUGUCUUUUCUCCGCUUUUCCGAAGCUCCAGGACGGAGCACAAUCGUGUGCUUUUCCGUUGUUCCCAAGAUGAUUUGUUUGCUUCAACAACAGCCACGAGGGAUGUUUGUUACGAGACUGCACAACAAAAUCCUAAACAAAUAUUAAUAGAAGCAAGCUCAAGUCUUGCUGCGGUAGUAAGCCAGAGUCGCAUCCGCCUACUGGUCAGCUUUUUGGCAGCGUUGGUUGGUUUUCCGCAACGAGGCUGGACACUAUCCGCCACAUCCGUUUGGAAAACCACACGGCAAACGAUUCUAAGAAAGCAAUUCUGGAAGGGACUCGUUGCUGUUUUCCUUACCUUGCAAUUCACGCAGUGGUUACGAGUCAAGAGUCGGCAACGCGUGGACGCCACGUCGGAAUGGGAGCGGUACGCGCAGUACCCCGGGGCCCGCGGUCGAGCACUAUUCUCCUUGUUGCUCGCCCAAAUCCUUCCUCUCUAUGUGUUGGCCAAGGUCACCCGUGGUGCACUGCAGAACAAAAUACUUAAAUACGGAGGCAACGUCCUCUCCGAUGGUCUCCUACAGUUGGGACCGCUGUACAUUAAACUCGGACAGAUCAUUUCAAGUCGGGAGAAUAUCCUACCCGACAGCUGGUACCGUGCUCUGGAACGCUUACAGGAUCAAGUCCCAGCGCGGUCCGGAGCCAGGGCUAUGGAUUUGGCCUACGCGGCCUGGUCGGGCGACCAAGAUUCCUUCGACGCAACCUUUACCGAUUUUGACACGACGCCGUUGGCGGCCGCGAGUCUCGGCCAAGUGCAUUUGGCCCGAUACGGAAACGACACGGUCGCUAUUAAACUACAGCGACCGUAUUUACGUCAAAUCUACGAUCAAGACUUUGUGCUCUUAACCAAGGUAGCCUCGAUUGUCGACUCGUUUGCCGGCAGCGCGGGCGUCGUGGGCGGUAUUGAACAGAGUUGGACGCAGAUCUUUGCCGACGCGGAAGACAUUCUUUACCGCGAGAUUGAUUACCGCGACGAAGCGGACAAUGGAAUCCGUUUCUGCGAUGAUUUUGGCUUGGCCCUCGGUGGGCGGGUGAAAGAUUCUAGUGCGAAGUCUCAGGAUGGUCAGUUACUGCCGUCGGCGGCAUCGUGGUUACGGGCUCCACACGUUUACGGGGAUUUGUGUUCGGAGAAAUUUCUCGUCAUGGAGUUUGUUGAGAGCAUCAAAAUAACGAGUCAAACCAAGUUGAAGGAACAGGGCGUUACUUCCGCCGAUCGAGAGUAUUUGGCGGAUUGCUUGGCACGGGCGUACCUACGGCAAUUUUGCUGUAAUCUGUUCUUUUCCACCGACCCGCAUCCGGGCAAUUUGGGUGUGGAGGUUUUGAAUCGCGACGGCUCCCGUCCGGAAGAGCGGGUCCGGCUUGUUUUUUACGACUUCGGCCAAGCCGCCAAGCUGCAACCGGAACAGGCACAAGGCAUUCUGGACGUUAUGGAGGCGAUUGUAGAUAUGGACGUGGACAAAUCGGUCCGCGCCUUUCAGCAAAUGGGUGUCCUCAAGGAUACGGCCGAUUUGGACAUGGUCCGGGCUAAAGUCGCCGACAACUUCCGCACCGGCAAAGUCAAGGCGAACCGUCAAAAGUUGAAACGUGACGUUGGCGGCGGAUUUUGA